UCCUUUCUAUGUUUAUUUCUCUCUGUAGCAAUUAGCAAAGCAAACCCCAAACCGAAGCCUUAGCCUCUCUCCUUCCGUCUUUCCCUUUCUCAUCUUCUAAACAAUUUCUUCUUUCUUUAGUUUACUAUUAUAUAUAUAAAUAUCUAUAUUCGUGAAACUGAAGAUUUUUUUUUGCGUUAUCGGCAACUGGUUUCUUCUGUUCGGACUCGGACCGAUCGAGUACUUGAAAUUCUUGUUCCGUAGACAAGUUUAUACCUAGUACAGAAGACCGUGCAAAGCAAAGAAGCAAAAUAAGAUCAAUCGCUUUCAAAUUCGUAACCGAUCGAUCACUUGUAUGUUUUUGUUUUUGUUUCCGGUGAGAAAUCAAUUUUGGAGCAGCAACCAAUCCAUCUGUCCUAUCUUAGCUUAGCUUUUCUCCGAAAUUUCUUCACACCUAGAACUAGCUAUAUAGUAUUUGACCGAAUACCUAAUGGAUGGAAAUGAUGUUGUUGGAUCCGACGAUGGAUGGGGUGGAGUGUUGAUGUAAUCGAUCGAUCCUAAGGGAUGCAGCUGCAGUUAUAUAUUUUGAAGAUGAGAGAUUGAGAAUUGGUAAUUAAGUUGUAGAAAUAGAAAGUAGUGGUAGGUAGGUAAUAUUAAGAUUAUCGGUGGGAAGUGGCGAUAUCAUGAGAAUGGCGGGGUACAACCACAACGAACAAGGUGGUUCUGGUUCUGGUUACGGGCAACGACUACUGAAUAAUCCGACGACGGAUCAACUGCACACGCCAUCCUCCUCCCUUCCGCUUCCGCUUCGCCUUCACCAAUUUAACAACUCCAACUCCAACUCCAAAUUAGACUCCCCUCAAAACGCGCCCCCUUGUAAUUCUUCCCUCAUCCGCCGCCCUCGGGGCCGUCCUCCGGGCUCCAAGAACAAGCCCAAGCCUCCCAUCAUCGUCACCCGCGACAGCCCCAACGUCCUCGGCUCCCACGUUCUCGAGGUCUCCGCCGCCGCCGACAUCCUCGACAGCCUCUCCAACUACGCCCGCCGGCGGGGCAGAGGCCUCUCCAUCCUCUCCGGAACCGGCACCGUCGCCAACGUCACCCUGCGCCAGCCUGCCGCUUGUGCCUCCCCGCCCGGAAGCGUCCUCACGCUUCACGGGAGGUUCGAGAUUCUGUCGCUGACGGGGACGGUGCUUCCUCCGCCGGCCCCACCGCAAGCGGGCGGGCUGUGCAUAUUCCUGGCGGGCGCCCAGGGGCAGGUGGUGGGAGGCACCGUGGUGGGGCCCUUGGUGGCAUCGGGACCAGUGAUUUUGAUGGCCGCGUCGUUCUCGAACGCGGUGUUUGAGCGGUUGCCUGUGGAGGAGGAAGAUGCGGAGGAGGGUGGGGGGGCGGGAGGUCAGCCCACGGCAUCGCAGUCGUCGGGAGUGACCGGAGGUGGAGGGGGACAGAUGGGGGACGGGGGCGGGAAUAAUAAUGGAAAUGGAGGAGUUGCGUUGUUGGGUAUGGGAGGGAGCGCAAUUGGGGUUGGGGGAUAUCCAUUUGCAGGAGAUUUGUUUGGUUGGGGAAGUGGAAGUGGAAGUGCAAGCGCAACAAUAAAACCUCCUCCAUUUUAGUUGUAUGCUUUUGGUUAAUUAGUACGUAGUACAUGUAUGGUGUGGUGUUGCGUUAUGGUAGAAUCGACAUCUUAUAAUAAAAACAAAUACAGAGUUGGAGUUUGAAUAAGGUAACUAAUGUUGUGGAAGUUGGAAAUUAGGGUCGGGGCGGGGGCUUGGUUUGAGGUUAGAGUUACGUUUGUAAUUGUAAGUGUGUGAAUGUGAUGGGUGUGGCAGUGGGGGAGAUGAUAUAGGAAAUUAAGAUCAAUCGGUGAUCGUAUCGGAGCUGAAUUUUUCCAUUGGGCAGUCACACAAGUAACUGAGAAGAUCACACAACAUUGCCAUGGCCAAUUGGGGAUUGGAGGAGAGACCUGGUUAGAUACUCUUUUUUUUUUAUAUUAAUUAUAUUUUUUCCUAUUUGUAAAUCAGAAAUAAAGAGGCUAAGGAGCAUAAAUUAAUUAUGAAUGAAUUAGUUUCUUUUUUCA
This is a messenger RNA of Momordica charantia (bitter melon), 2053 nucleotides long. It is a transcript of the gene SOB3, whose product is annotated as Putative AT-hook DNA-binding family protein. Gene Ontology annotation, molecular function: minor groove of adenine-thymine-rich DNA binding; DNA-binding transcription factor activity. The record is from RefSeq and is a predicted model, not a curated record. NCBI's taxonomy places the organism in Eukaryota, Viridiplantae, Streptophyta, Magnoliopsida, Cucurbitales, Cucurbitaceae. Gene Ontology annotation, biological process: vegetative to reproductive phase transition of meristem. Gene Ontology annotation, cellular component: nucleus.